GUCCCUCGCUUCAGUGCACGGAAUGGCGGAGAAACAAACAUACAGUGCUUGCGUUUAGUUUGCUUUUUUGUUUUUAUGACGUCAUUGUUCAUCGAAAUUUAUUUGGACCUAAAUUGAAAUAGUCAAGAGGGCAGAGUUCACGUGUGCAGCACGGAGCAGAUAUCCCAUGUGGUAAUGUCGAUAAAACCAGUGUGGUCCUAGGAACAUGGCGAAGUAGAAAUGGAAGGUGAUCGUAACUUCCAAUUUCAAUAAUUUUAACAAAAAAAUGAGGGUGUAGCACGAAAGUUUGAAUGCUUGUGUCUUGCAAAAAGAAAAGAAGAAAGAAAAGUAGUAAUACAAAGAGAGUUCUUUACCUAAAGUAGGAAACCUCAGCCUGCGGUCCUCCAGGCCCUCACGUGCGGGCCCCCUACAUUUCGUUUAAAUCCUAAACCUGGUGAUGAUCAUAAGAAAACUAGAAGGUCUCUGAUUCCAUAACGUUGGUAUGUCAGAGCAGCGCGAAGUGUAAGCAUUGAUUUGUUGGCGGUGGUAGGGAAGAUCGCCACUCACUGGAAUUCAAGAGAAUAUAGUGCAACAUGGGGACGUAUUCCUAUAUCCACAGCGAAGGAAGAAAACCGGAUCAGUCGCCUCCCCACCCAACGGUGCACGGGAUCUCGUCUCCGCGACCCAUCGUUGUGCUGUGUCCAGCUCGCUUGCCUUCAGAUAAAGGCGUCCAUCCCCUCCACCUGGCAGCCUCAAGGGGCGACGUGUACGAGGUGGCCGAGCUCCUUCGCAAGGGAGCAAACCCACACGCCAGUAACCAGCGAGGCUUCAGGGCACUGCACUUCGCUGCUGAGGGAGGCUUCGUGGAGGUGGUGAAGCUGCUCACACAUUAUGGAGCAUGCGUGGGAGCCCCCACCAAUGACGGUUUGCUCGCGGUACACCUGGCAGCAAAGAAUGGUCACGUGCAAAUACUGGAGCAGCUACAGAAACUACACUGCGACCUAACUUCUCGAGACCAUUCCCAAGCCACACCGCUCCACUACGCGGCUCAGCACGGUAAGCUGAAGGCCGUGGAGUGGAUGAUCAAGACUAAGGUUCCUCUCGAUAGCAAGGACAAUGAAGGAAAGACCGCAGCGGACCGAGCAAAAGAAAAAAGGUACCUUGAAGUGGUCAAAGUCCUCGAUGUGGCCAUCUCGAAACAAACGAAGAAACCACCAUUUACCAUCCCCCGGCCCACUCCCAUAUCAGCAGUCUUUGGGAGUGAUGUAACGCCUCCUCCACAACAAGCGCCAUCGCCAGUCAAUUAUCGUCGGUCUGUUACCUCUCAGCAUGCCUCUUCAACCAGCCAACAGCAUAUUCUCUCACCAACACUAAUAUCUCAAACACGAACGCCUCCAAUAAUCUAUUCUAUACUUAAAGACACUGAGUCCACUCGUAUUCCUUCACCAGAACAGAUUGAAUCCACUCCUGUCCCUUCACCUGAACAGACUGACUCCAUUCCUAUUCCUUCCCCACCACCUCUUUUCCCAUCUUACAUUCCUCCCCUCACUGACUCAACCGUGCCAACUCUCUAUACAGAAGAAAAAAAGAAGCAAAAAAAGGAGAACAAAAAGAAACGUAUGGGAGCUCUGUUGAAGAGCUCCCUUGUCUACUGUACAUGCUACAAGAGAAAUGAAAUCUUGGAGACUGAGUUGAGAGAGACGCACACGGAUAAUGGCAUGAUUACUGACAGUCGCAUAAUUGGCAUCGGUAGUGAAAAACAUCCUAUUACCGAGUUACCUCUUGAUGGAUUCCCCCGGCAGGAGAGCUCAAUCAUGGAACUGCAGGUGCGGCCAGCGGUGCAACCGUGCCCAAAUGGACCUAGUGUAUAUCCCUGUCACUCCAAUCCGCGCGGCCGAGUUCUCAUCCUGAACAACAAAUCCUUCACAGGUGAUCAAUAUCCCUGCAGGUCUGGAUCAGAAUGUGACACUGUCAAUCUGGAAAGAGUCUACCAUCAGAUGGGGUACGAGGUGGUUACUCGCUAUGAUCUUUCCCGAGCAGCCACGUUAGAGUUUUUCAGCAAAGAGAGCCAAAAUUCGAAGCUGUCCCACGUUUCCUCUCUGUUUGUGUUUGUCAUGAGUCAUGGAGACGGCCCCCGUACAUUCAUAACACACGACACGGACACCGUAACCAUUGACGAGGUAAUGAAUUUCUUCCUUAGCAAUAACUGCCAUUUUUUAAGUGGAAAGCCUAAGAUCUUUUUCAGCCACUUUUGUCGGGGGGAAGACGAAGAGAUUCGACCUACGCUUUUCCCGGAAGCCAAAAGGGAAGCCUACAGAGACAUGCUUUGUAUCUUUUCGUCCACGUCAGGUUUUCAAGCGUACAGGCACCCCACCUUGGGUACACCGUCAGUCCGUGCCUUUUGCAAGGCAUUGGCAGAUCACGCACACUGCAAGAUGCUGUUUGAAUUGAUCAGGGAAUUUCAGACGCUUUUCGAGAAAAUGGAAGGAGCAUCGUCUCCAGAAGUUCAAAACCUAAGUUUUUCAAAAGACUUGUUUCUUAACCCAAUAGGCACAAGAUUAUAAAUCCUGCGCGAUAGUAAGGAUGUUGUCAAGGAAGUUUAGAAUUCACGUCUAGAGGCAUGCAUGGUUGUGGUGUUUUGUCUUUAAAAUUUGCCAUACGCUUCUUUAUUUUGUAUUGAAAGUGUGAAGAUGUAACUAAAUCAGUAGCAUUAAAUAUACAUUGUAUAAUCAAGACACCUUCCAGUGAUAUAAAGAACAAAUUGUAAUGAUUAUUCAGUUAACUUACCUUCCACGUGCAUCCAAUCUUUGAGAUGGAGAACCACUGUUAAUGCUUUAAUCGUCAAAAUGUGCAUGUCUCUUUGCAAUAACAGCUGCAAUAUUACAAGAACUGGCGGAGGAACAAAUGAGAAAAUCGAGAGUGAAUGAGACCAAGAAUAAAUUAAUUAAUUCCGUGAGGUUGGUAGAUGUUGGAAGGAUGAAUAUAGUUUUGAAUGGUAAGUUGUUUGAGGAGUUUGGAGUGCUUCAUGCACCUGUGGUCGCAUGUUGUUAUAGACAGAUAAAUAGAUGUAGAGAUGACGUUCAGAAUUAAUUAAGCAGUAAUGUGUGGUGGGGGUGGGAGAGGAAUGAAUAGGGUGUUAGGGAGCAGAUCGUUUGGAGUGAAUGCAAGGAAGAAAAUUGCAUGAAGAGAUGGUGAUGCCGAAACAUAGAACACAGAGAGGAGAGAAGAAGGAUUCCAAUGUAAUGAAGAUGAGAAACAUUAAUUUUGUUGAGUGACAUGUAUGCGUCAAGUUAGAAACGUAAUGUGAAGGAAAAAUUAUCCUGAACGAAAACUGGCUGAAAGAUUGUUUAUUGUGUCUGGACGUGUAGUGAGGAUGAAGGAAAAGCACUAGCGAAAAAAAAAUAACUAGACCGGAUACGAGGAGUCUGAGGUUUGGGGGGAGAGACGAAUAACGGGAUGGAUAGACAGCAACGGGAGUGUUAGAUGAAAGAGUGAUGUCUGUGGAGCAAGGAAGAAUGGCGCCGCGUGAUAGUAAUGUACAGGGAACAGUUUAAGUGUAUAUUAUGGCAGAAGGCAGGGCGUCGUUCGCCGGACGAGGGGCGCACACACACACACACACACACACACAAACACACACACACACACACACACACACACACACACACACACUCACAGGUCGCUUUAUGACAUAUGAUUAUGAACAGUGCGCGUCGGACUGCUGUGUUAACAACGUGGCUCCAUUGUGACAUUGUCCGACACUGACUUGAUGGCUGCAUGUGUAGUGUUUGGUGGCCAGAUCCUUGUUUUAGCUUCUUGCUGCACCUUUUAUGUUGUGACAUCAUGGAAAUGUAGAAAAAUAAUAAUAAUGAAAACAAUAAUAAUC
Scylla paramamosain (green mud crab) is the source of this 3862-nucleotide messenger RNA. RefSeq lists its product as uncharacterized. Gene Ontology annotation, molecular function: protein binding; cysteine-type endopeptidase activity. Gene Ontology annotation, biological process: proteolysis. NCBI's taxonomy places the organism in Eukaryota, Metazoa, Arthropoda, Malacostraca, Decapoda, Portunidae. The record is from RefSeq and is a predicted model, not a curated record. The coding region runs from base 573 to 2543 and encodes 656 amino acids. The transcript is spliced from 10 exons.